This is a messenger RNA of Boeremia exigua, 519 nucleotides long. RefSeq names its product AN1-type zinc finger protein-like protein. The transcript is spliced from 2 exons. Gene Ontology annotation, cellular component: cytoplasm; nucleus. The record is from RefSeq and is a predicted model, not a curated record. NCBI's taxonomy places the organism in Eukaryota, Fungi, Ascomycota, Dothideomycetes, Pleosporales, Didymellaceae. The coding region runs from base 1 to 519 and encodes 172 amino acids. Gene Ontology annotation, molecular function: ubiquitin protein ligase binding; zinc ion binding; protein tag activity. Gene Ontology annotation, biological process: modification-dependent protein catabolic process; protein ubiquitination.
AUGAUGCGCCGCUCCGACUCCAUCUCCAGCGUCAGCUCCGCGGGCUCAGACGCCGAGGAGACGAUGCACAUCUUCGUCAAGACCGUAUCCGGCGAUGCCACAAUCCCCCUUUCGAUACCCGCCAACACCUCCAUCUCCACAUUGCGCACGCUGCUCGCCCUGCGCACCAACCUGCCCUCGCCCGCCGACCUGCGCCUCGUCUACGCAGGGAAGCACCUGAGCAGCGCCAGCACAACGCUGGCUGAUUACGCCAUCCAGCCCAACGCCACCCUGCACAUGGCGUUGCCGCUGCGCGGUGGAAUGCCGCCCAAGAAGAUUCGCUGCAGCCACAAGACGUGCAAGGACGCUGCCCAGCGCAUCGUCGGCGACUGCGGCUUCUGCAACGGCCACUUCUGCGGCAAGCACCGCUUGCUCGAGGACCACAAGUGCGAGGGCCUUGAGGACUGCAAGAAGGAGAGCCACGAGCGCAAUGCCAUCAAGCUCAACAGCGAGCGCACCAUGGCCAUCAAGGGCAUCUGA